GUUCUGCUUCCACCCUGGACCUUCCACAAAUCUAGUUUCCAAUAUACCUCACAACCUCUGAGGGUGCCUGCCAUAGAUGUGGGUGAAACGUUAGGAGAGAAUGCUUCUGGAACAUGGCCAUACAGACCGGAAAACUCGCAGCAACUCAGUGAUUCUGGCCAUGAAAGCUUCGAAGACACAUUGGACGCAGAAGAGUUUUCAGGCCAUAUCUUUGAAAGAAGGACAGUACCUCAAGGCGAAGGGAAACCUCCAGAGUUCCAACGCCUAAAGGGAGGAGAGAAGGAAGGCACCCCGAUCGGGUUUCGCCUUGAAGGGAGGCAAAACAAGUUGUCUGUUUCUGAAGCCCAUCCCAGCCGAGCGAAGGCUGCCUCUCAAUGCCAAGGGUAGCCCAAUUUCUCCCUCCUCCCAGCCCACUCCUCCUUGGGCGUCCUUUAAAGAUGGGGCUCUUUUGUCAGGUAGAGUCAAUCUGCUUCCUUCCUUUGAGGAAAGGGCUCCCCUUCCCGCCUUCCCCUCUGAAUUAUCUUUCUUACUAAUGUAAUGAUUCCGUUUUGAUUCAACCACCUUCUCCUCGGUUCUCAACGCCUGGUGACUAAAACCUACCUGUGGUUUCAGAGUGAAGCAAAUGGAAAAGAAAUCUAUUCAGAAGAAAUUAUACUGAGGUCAUCUCAGGACGGCUCUUUUUGUGCCAUUCAUUCCUAGAAUCGCAUCUUUUCCCUUCUCACCUUUCAAACAACAAAAAGGGCUCCAGAGGAAACGUGUUGGGCUUGUUUUUUUUUUUAAAGGCGUUCAAAAGAGAAAGGGUUCAGCUCCCAAAGUGUAUGGUAAUAGACCGCUCUGGCUCUGUUUUGUUCCUGGACUGGGUUAUUUGUUCCCGAGAGCUUAAUUUACUGCAAGGCGAAUUGACAGGAUAUCACUAAUAAAGUCAUUUUACCCUCCUGAUGCGGUGUGAAUUUGGUUAUGGGGCUUUUAAAACUGUCCAAAAUUGGAGCCAGGGAUGGAGGUUAAGGCGGGAGGAUGCUACAUAAGUAAACAAAGCCAUGUUGGUAAGGGGCUCAACGCCAGUCUCUAACGUUAUAGAAAUAAUAAUAAUAAUAGUAUUUCACGUCCCCCUCUCGCAUCUUCACUUCUUUGAACAGCAACAGACCGAGUCAGCAAUAUUUGGAAAGCGAUUUUGCAAAAGAAAAUAAAAAUCUAGGCAGGAAGGAGAGAGCAAAGAAGCAAACAAAAGAGCUAAUAGAUAGCAACAUCCAAGUGAAAAACCCCUUUUAGAAAAGAUCCACAUUGCGUUCUAUUUUUAAACCAAAAGGAAUGAUUUUCUAUUGCCAAGUGUAAAAUAUUUUUGAGGCUUUGGGUGACUCCUGCCUAAAGUAAUCCGAAGUAUUACGAGAUUUUUAACACACAUCUUGACGUCUCUUCCCUCGAUAUUUAAGUACUGUCAACAUUCCUUAUGUGCACUCGAAGCUUCUUCUUUUUUCAUUGUAUUGGAAUUAAUUGCUGUUAGUACUGUCGAUUAACAAAUAGGUGACAAAUAGGUGAAAAUCGUCCGAAAUGUUCUGCAAAACACCCUGAACAAACAUGCCUACUUUCAACUUCCAGUUUCAACGAGAUACAGAGAGAAAGAGGAGGGAUAGGCAGCCCACCCCUUCCCAGCACCAAACCCAAGGACAAACGACUUUAAUCAGAACCUUAAUUUUUUCGCCCCUCCCCUUUUAUUUAGCUGGUAAAAUAAAGGUCACCAGGCAUUGUGACCAUACAUUGAUUGACAAUAAACAGCAGCAUUAAAUAUUCACUAUACCACUUUUCCAUAAUAAAUAUUUAACCAAACGUCAGAAGAUGCUUUGGAGUAAGUAUCAGUCCUCGACUUAAUUCAUUGGGUCCAGGUCUUGAUCUGUUUUCCCCCAACCCAGGCCGCUACCUUUAGACGAAUGUACUGCAAUCCUAAAACAUCCUAAGGAAUAGAAGCUUAUCCCAGCUCAUUACACGUAAGUUUCUGCUGGUUAUGAAGUUUAUGUCUGGUACUCUGCUAUAUUUCUGGUGAGAUCACCCCAACUGAGGGUUAUUUUGAGCUUAACCGCUCAGAUUCCCCAACAUUCUGCAAAAGUCCUUAAGCCAGGCCUAAAUGUGUUCAAGUUUGGACUUAAAUCCCUUGAAAAAGUUUCAAAGCUUUCACUGCUUGGCGGCACUGGAGAGAUGUGUAUAUGUAUAUAUGUAUAUUGUUAUAUAGCAUCGCUGAUUUUGGGCAUACUUGAGGUUCAGGUUUAAGGGAACAGCCAAGGUUAGAAACUGGCUCCUCUCCCUCCUUCUUUACCUAUUUCAAAGUUUCCAGGAAUAUAACAAUAUAGAAAGGUGUGUUGUUGAAGGCUUUCAUGGCCGGAACCACUGGGUUGCUGUGAGUUUUCCGGGCUGUAUGGCCACGUUCCAGAAGUAAACAGCCCGGAAAACUCUCAGCAACCCAAUAUAGAAAGGUGUUUUCUACUCUCCUAGCAGGAUCUUGAGAAUGGUUUGGGAAACUUAACUGAAGAAUCCUUUCUCAGUCCUCUGGGCUGGUUCCAGUCAUUACUAGGAUUAUUAUUAUUUUAAGGAGUAGGAAUGGGGGAGGAGAAUAUAUAUGCCUUAUCACGCCUAAAAUGUGACUGCCCUGGAAAAAAAAGAACAAACAUGUGACCGGGGAGAAAUUACAGUUCACACAUCUCUUAGACCCUCCCUCACCUCCCCCACCCCACACCCCAUAUCCCAAUCCCUCCUUGAACCACUCAGUGGAAGCAAAACCCAAAUGGAGGAGAAGAAGAGAGAGAGAGAAAGAGAAAGAGAGAAGUUCACCAGCUCUCCAUCCCCUCGCUCUCUACUCUGAAUGCAGCUUCUAGAGAGAGAGAGAGAGAGAGAGAGAGAGAGAGAGAGAGAGAGAGAGAGAGAGAGAGAGAGAGAGAGAGAGAAGUUCACCAGCUAUCCAUCCCUUUGCUCUCUGCUCUGAAUGCUGCUUCCAAUCCAAAGGGUGGGUGUGUGCUGGUGCUGGUGGUGGUGGUGGUGCGCCUGGCAGCAGAAAAUGAUUACAAAUCUGCGAUUGAUUUUCAUAAUGUUUCUGCGGUGUUUGAAAACCAAUCGUUUGAACCUCUGAGAUCUUACCUAAGUGAACCACUCCUACGCCUACGCGCGCCCUAAGUGCUUUCCCCUCCAAACUGAUAUAUGACAAUAUCUACUUUGAGGGGGGGGAUCACGUGUCCUGGAGCGAGCGACUAAGACGGAUCGCGCGUCAUCUCGCCGACCCCAAAUUUGUUUCCCCCCCUCUGCACCUCGGAUCCCCAAACCCGGCCGUGUCCGCCAGGAGCCCAAAAGGCAAGCACGGGAAGAUGUUUAACUCGGUCAACCUGGGCAACUUCUGCUCGCAGUCGCGCAAAGAGCGGAGCGGGGACUUCGGGGAGAGAGCCGCCGCCGCCGCCGCUGCCGGGUGCGCCUCCAACCUCUACCUCCCCAGCUGCACCUAUUACGUGCCCGAGUUCUCCGCCGCCGUGUCCUCCUUCCUGCCCCAGGCCCCCUCGCGACAGAUCUCCUACCCGUACUCGGCCAACCUCUCGCAAGUGCCCCCCGUGCGGGAGGUCUCCUACGGGCUGGACCCCGCCAAUAAAUGGCACCCGAGGAGCAAUUACGCCUCCUGCUACUCCGCCGCCGAGGAGCUGAUGCACCGCGAGUGCCUCCCGCCCGCCACCAUGACCGAGAUGCUCAUGAAGAACGAAGGGGGAAGCGUCUACAGCCACCACCACCACCACCCGGGCUCUAACCACCACCCGGCGCCCACGGGCUUCUACGGCAUGAACAAGAACAGCGUCCUCCCGCAGGGCUUCGACCGCUUCUUCGACAACGCCUACUGCUCCUCCGCCUCGGCAGACAACAACCACAACAACCCCGCCGCCGCCGAGAGCUGCCUGCAGAAGGGCGAGGGCAAGCUGGACCCCGGCGAGAGCCAGCCCGACGCCGACCCGGAAGACGAGGAGGACAACACCAACCCGGGCUCCUCCGCCUCCUCCGCCUCUGUCAACAAGGAAGGCAGCAAAGCCAGCAACGCCAGUGCUCCCCGCACGAGGAAGAAGCGCUGCCCUUACUCCAAAUUCCAAAUCCGAGAGCUGGAGCGAGAGUUUUUCUUCAACGUCUACAUCAACAAAGAGAAAAGGCUGCAGCUCUCGCGGAUGUUGAACCUGACCGACCGACAGGUCAAAAUUUGGUUUCAGAACAGAAGGAUGAAAGAAAAAAAACUCAGCAGAGACCGCCUGCAAUAUUUCUCUGGAAACCCCUUAUUGUGAACCUCUCUUCUUCUUUUUUGUUGUUGAUGUCGUUGUUUCAAAGAGAAAACAAAAAACACCUUUUAAACAAAUCCCUCUGCUCGUUGAAGAAUCCUGUGUAUGAAGAAAGGAACGGUGUGGUUGACUGACUGUGUGGAGCCUACAAGCAGCCCUCCGCCUUUGAAAAAUUUUCCUCCUUCCUUCUUUCCUUCCGUUUGUCUGUUUCGGGACCUGUUCGGGGCAUUCAGAGAGGAGUCACUUAUAUUCCUUCCAAACAUAAGUUGGGGACAAAAAGGACUUGAAUACUGUGCGAACUAUAUUUGUUUGUCUGUUUUUUAAUUUAACGUUAAGUGGAGAAGAAGGGGGAUUGUUUUGAUUCGGAUUUCUUUGCUCCGUUUUCCUCUUCCUCUUCGUCCUUUUUAUUCCAUGUCCCUUGGAAGAAAUGGCAGCGCUGUGUCCAGAGCCGUAUGGCUCUCUUCCUCCUUUAUUUUGAUGUGCAAAUCGAUGACAUUUCGGCUUAGGCCUUCAGAAGCUGGGAGAAGAGAUGGGGGGGGGGGGCUGUGAGUGUGUCACCAGAUGCGCGCGAUCGUGCGCGUGCGUGUGUGCGUAUGUAUGUGUCUGUGUGCGUGUAUAUAGCCACACGUGUCCAUCCGUGCACACACCCGCCCACCAUCCCUUAGGGUUCCCCUGCUGUACAUUGCCAAGGACUGUUGUGCGUUGAAAGCCAUUGGAAAUAAUAAUAAUCACCUCUCCAAAACGGUGGUGUCCCUGCAAUGGCCUGGUUUCGGUCAAUUCCCUCGUGGAUCUUUCCCCUCCUUGUAGGCCCACUCUCUGCAAUCCUAGCUUGGGUUGACCCCCCACUUUUCAGCCCUUUCCGCCCCUUCCUGCAUCUGGGCUGGGGAACAGGGAGGGCGGACUGGGCUCCAAUAAAUUUGCAAUAACUGUCUCUUAAAGAGUGUGUCAAUGCAUUUCCCCAUCCUGGACCUGGGCGGCCAACAGCAGGAGCAGAGCAACAACAACAUGAACAACAAACAACCACAACUGGCAACAACAGCGGCAGCAAACAAUGUCGAUUAUAAAUUUAAAAAAAAACAAAAAACCUUUGUGUAUGUAAAGAAGUGAAUCCCGGGAAAACUCUGUGAAAUUCUGUGGCAAAUAAAGACAUUUCAAGCUGUUCUA
This is a messenger RNA of Anolis carolinensis (green anole), 5453 nucleotides long. It is a transcript of the gene hoxc11, whose product is annotated as homeobox C11. Lineage: Eukaryota; Metazoa; Chordata; Lepidosauria; Squamata; Anolidae. Gene Ontology annotation, molecular function: DNA-binding transcription factor activity, RNA polymerase II-specific; RNA polymerase II cis-regulatory region sequence-specific DNA binding. The transcript has 2 exons. Bases 3348 to 4295 code for a protein of 315 amino acids. Gene Ontology annotation, cellular component: nucleus. The record is from RefSeq and is a predicted model, not a curated record. Gene Ontology annotation, biological process: anatomical structure development; regulation of transcription by RNA polymerase II.